GAGAAGACGCCGAACGGCAAAAAAGUGGUUGAAAUUGUCCCUUCGUCUUGGGUGACAGACAAAAUUGAAGAGAGAGGGAUGUGCUGCUUCCCACCACACACAGAUUAUAACAAAUUGGAGAAAUGGGUGAGGAACGAGAUUUCGCCAAAAACUUCAUGGGAAAAAUUAGAGUGAAGUACACAAAGGCACAGAAGAAGUUUGAGAACUUCAGAUUUAGGAUCAACGGAUUCUGAAACCGAGAACCCAGUUAAACGAGUAGUUCAGCUCUCAAAGAAACGUGCCGCAUCCGAGAUGGGAACUGUUUUUUCGUUGAAUCCUCUAGAAAAUAUUCCGGAAGGAGGAGACGAUGUCUUAUCAGAAUCGUUCCACACUGACAAUCAGCCAGGGGAAACACAAUUGCCUACUGCUCCCCCACCAGUCAGAACACCCAAGUCAUCUGAUGUACCUCAACCAACACAUGAAAACGCUGGUUCGUUGAAAAUGGGAAAGAAAGCCGAGUUGACAGAGCGUCUUGUCAAACUGCGAGAAGAAGCAAGUGAUGAUCCGAUGAAACAAUUUUUUGUUGACUACUUCGACGCUUCGAUGAACUUACUCGUCUACAAGUUUAGAGGCGACUUGGAGAACCAGAGACGAUCGAAUCAAUAUGAUUUGAAGAAGACCAAGAAUGAAUUGAAAGAAUCGUUCAUCAUACGUCCACUCAUCCAGAAAGAGUCGACCACCAAACUGCUCGACAAGCUGGGAACAACUUUGCCCAUGAAGAGUCCAGGAGAUUUUGAAAAAUGGGAAAAAUCUCUAGAUCCGCAGGCCGAAGAAAAUCGAGAGAAACCUGAGGGAGUGACUGACAAAGUGACAGCUCUGAAACAGGACAUGACGAUUGAAACAUCCGGCUCCACAGAUCCAUCAACAGACGUGAAGAUACUUCUUGGUUUAUUAAUUACCAAAACGGUUCAAUUAGAGUACAGUGGCGCUGGUCGCAGAGUACGUGGUGUAGGGAAGAAAAAUUUCAGCGCGACGUUCACAUACAAGUGCAUGAAUGAGUUCCUCAUGGAAAAGUAUGGAAAAUCCACCAAGGAAAUGAAGGUCCUAUCCAUCACCAGCCAGUUUUUGUCAGGAGCUUCUGAUUGUGAAGGUGGACGUGCGGAGCAGGCAACACAGAACAAAGAAUAAUCGUCGCGGUAUUCGGUUCAACCAUUAGCUUUUUCCCCACUAUAUUUAUACGAAAAAAAUCUGAAAGUCAUCAACCUCAAUUCAAAGUCUUCCAAGCUAAUAAUUCAGAGUAUAAUCUAUUGUAUUUUUCCUCGUUAAGUUGAUUGAAACAAGGUACA
Diachasma alloeum is the source of this 1325-nucleotide messenger RNA. RefSeq lists its product as uncharacterized. Bases 292 to 1167 code for a protein of 291 amino acids. Lineage: Eukaryota; Metazoa; Arthropoda; Insecta; Hymenoptera; Braconidae. The transcript has 6 exons. The record is from RefSeq and is a predicted model, not a curated record.